UUUAUUUAUUUUGUAAUUUGUGGUUCAGUUUAUUUUUUAACUACGUUAUAUUAUAAGCUAUUUUCGAUUAAUUUAAACCUAUAAUGACCAAGCAUCUCUCUCAUUCUUAUAAUUUUAUAAAAUCGACGUAUCAGUUUUAUAGACCUUUAAAUUUUAAAUAUUUCUCCACAAAUGUAAAACCUCCUUGGAGAGUUCUCUUUUUUGGUAGUGAUGAGUUUUCUUUAUACAGUUUAAAUGCUCUAUUUAAGGAAUACCAAAACAAUAAUGGGGCCUUACUCAAAGUGCUGGAUGUGGUAACUUGCUCGCAACUAAACCCAAUUUGGAAAUUUUCUACUACACACAAUUUAACUGUGCAAAAGUGGCCUCCUAACCUUGUAAGAAACAACUAUGAUUUGGGAGUAGUUGUCUCAUUUGGAAACUUAAUACCUGAGGAUCUAAUAAAUAUUUUCCCGCUAGGUAUGCUGAAUGUACAUGCUAGUUUACUACCAAGAUGGAGAGGAGCAUCUCCAAUAAUUUAUGCUAUAGCUAAUGGAGACUUAGAAACUGGAGUGACAAUAAUGAAAAUAAAUCCAAACAAAUUUGACACAGGCAACAUUCUUUGGCAAGAGAAGUGCGAUAUACCACCACACAUUGAAAUGCCAGAAUUACAUGAGAAGUUAGGGAAGAUGGGGGCAGAUUGUCUAGUUGAAACCAUCAGGCAUAUUCAUGAUAGAUUGGAGAAUUCUGUGACACAACCUCAGCAUGGGAUCACUUAUGCUCCCAAAAUAACCCCCAAAUUCGCCCGAGUAAACUGGUCGUCCUCAAAAGCCAUAAAUGUGUUCAAUUUACACCGAGCUUUAAAAUCCGUAAUGCAACCUACGACAACAUGGAACUCGAUACCUGUCAAAUUAUAUGAUAUUGACAUAUGGGAUGGGGAUCAAAGGCAAUCUGUGCAACCAGGUUUUGUUGAAUAUAGUAGAAAAAAUAAGGUGUUAAUAGUAGAGUGUGCCGAUAAAACUUGGAUUACUAUAAAAAGGGUCGGAGUACAAGGUAUGGAGCCAUUGCCAUUUAAGACGGUAGGAGGUUUGACUUACGAUGAAGUCAACACACAAAUCGACACAUUUUAUGUCGAUACACUGCCUUCGGGGUCUGAGUCAGAAAUUACUAUGGACUCCUCCGAUAUAGAGGACGAAACUUUAGUUCCUACAGAUAUGGAAGGAGAUCUGCCGGUUUCUGAGGAGGAAGAUCCAAGUGAUAAUAUCCCCCUUUCCGAACUACAACAACAGUGGUCAAAAGGUAAAAUUCCUGUUUGGUCUAAUGUUCAUAGACCUGAUCCUCUUCCUUAAUUUACCGAACCUUCUAGAAUUCCUCAGUUUAUCAAAGACAUUAAUGAUCCAACACCGUAUAUGAUUUUUGAACUGUUUAUUACUAAGGAAAUUAUUGAUACUUUAAUGUUUCAAACAAAUCUUUAUGCCGAGCAGGAAAAACUUUCAACUGGGAAAAGCUAUGUCCCUACAAAUCAGUGUGAAAUUAAUGCUUUUCUGGGCAUAAAUUUGUUAAUGGGUAUCAAACCUAAUCCCAGCUAUAAGGAUUAUUGGUCAACUGCUCCCGAAUUGCAUGAUGCUUUUAUCAGCUCAGUAAUGACCCAAAAAAGAUUUGGAUGGCUUUUGAGUCAUCUCCAUCUGAAUAAUAAUUCUCUGAUGCCUCCAAAAUCUUCCCCAGACUAUGAUAGGCUCUAUAAAAU
Messenger RNA from Anthonomus grandis grandis, 1723 nucleotides. Its product is annotated as methionyl-tRNA formyltransferase, mitochondrial. Bases 84 to 1325 code for a protein of 413 amino acids. Gene Ontology annotation, cellular component: mitochondrion. Gene Ontology annotation, molecular function: methionyl-tRNA formyltransferase activity. The record is from RefSeq and is a predicted model, not a curated record. NCBI's taxonomy places the organism in Eukaryota, Metazoa, Arthropoda, Insecta, Coleoptera, Curculionidae. The transcript is spliced from 5 exons. Gene Ontology annotation, biological process: conversion of methionyl-tRNA to N-formyl-methionyl-tRNA; biosynthetic process.